AUGGCUUCUAAGCAAAUGUAUGCCUUAGCCAUCAUCAUGGCCAUCCUUCCUGCGAUUGCUCUAGCUAAGGAAUUCGUAGUUGGAGAUGGCACUGGGUGGACCUUCAACUUCGAUUAUCAAGCCUGGGCUGCCGGCAAGGAUUUUCGGGUCGGAGAUAAACUCGUUUUCAAAUAUCCUGCGGGAGCUCACAAUGUCUUCAAGGUGAAUGGAACCGCUUUCCAGGACUGCACUGUGCCACCGGUGAACGAAGCUCUCAUUACUGGAAAUGAUAUAAUUACCCUUGCAACCCCUGGUAGGAAGUGGUACAUUUGUGGAGUAGCCAAGCACUGUGCCAACGGAGGUCAGAAGCUCGCAAUCACCGUCCAAUCGAAUUUGCUAGCUCCGUCUUUGCCGCCUAUUGGAGCUGAAGCACCCAGUUUGGCAAAUGAGAUCAUGGCAUCUAAAUAUCAAGUCCUGAUGGUGGGUGCAGUUGCCAUUGCUGCGAUGUUGAUCACGGUUUGA
Magnolia sinica is the source of this 501-nucleotide messenger RNA. Its product is annotated as blue copper protein 1a-like. The transcript has 2 exons. The coding region runs from base 1 to 501 and encodes 166 amino acids. The record is from RefSeq and is a predicted model, not a curated record. Gene Ontology annotation, molecular function: electron transfer activity. Lineage: Eukaryota; Viridiplantae; Streptophyta; Magnoliopsida; Magnoliales; Magnoliaceae. Gene Ontology annotation, cellular component: plasma membrane.